AUGAAUGAGCAGCGCACAGUUGCUUCACGGGUGAAAGGCCUCUCGUUAGUGAUCGAGAUCGAGGUGCUGCUGAGGCGGUGGGCGUUGACCGGGACGCCGUUCCAGGCGGAUGAUACAGUGUUGUGCGCGCAACAUCCAAAGCACAGAGUGGAAGAUGAGAUCUGA
Molecule: messenger RNA, 165 nt
Organism: Xyrichtys novacula (pearly razorfish)
Lineage: Eukaryota; Metazoa; Chordata; Actinopteri; Labriformes; Labridae
Source: the annotation of a GenBank genome assembly